Messenger RNA from Brassicogethes aeneus, 1120 nucleotides. NCBI's taxonomy places the organism in Eukaryota, Metazoa, Arthropoda, Insecta, Coleoptera, Nitidulidae. The record is from the annotation of a GenBank genome assembly.
CAUCGAUUUGUGUUUGUACGCGUUUAGAAACGCCGGUAAUUUCUUAUAUUUGCUUAUUUAACGUAAUUUCUGUGUAUAACCAUGGGUGAAACUCAAUUAUCAGCUGUCGAAGCUGAAUUGUACGAUAGGCAAAUUAGGUUAUGGGGCAUAGAAUCGCAGCAGAAAUUGAGGGCUGCAAAUGUUUUGCUGAUCGGUAUUAGAGGUUUGGGGUCCGAGAUCGCGAAGAAUAUUUUGUUAUCGGGGAUAAAUUCGCUGACAAUUCUUGAUGAUGGUGUGGUUACCGAAGAGGAAUUGUUGAAGAAUUUUUUGCUGAGUAGGAGUAGUGUUGGGAAAAAGAUUGCUGAGGAAGUAAUGGUCAAAGCACAAGCCUUAAAUCCUUUGGUUAAAAUCGUAUCUGACACUGAAGCAGUAGGAAAAAAAGAUAUGGAUUUCUUUGAAAAGUUCACAAUUGUUAUUGCAACUGGUAUAAAAACAGAUUUACUGUUGAAAAUUGAUAAGGCUUGUCAUAGUAAGAACGUAAAAUUUAUUUGUGGAGAUGUUUUUGGAACUUUUGGAUAUUCUAUUAGCGAUUUUCAAGAACAUAAAUACAUUGAGGAACAAAUUCAGUUGAAGGGCAAAAAAAGAGACCACAAGGGUGAGGAAAAACAAACUGUGAAAGUAGAAAAUACAAUCAACUAUCCUGAACUUAAGAAAGUUGUUAUUCUGCCAAACUCAAAGCAAAGUAUUGAAGGUAUUAAGAAGAAGAAAAGGCGUAAUGUUCUUUUCUUUGUGAUGUUAACAUUAAUUGAGUUCAGAAAUCGCCACAACAGGAACCCCUCGAUAACCACCAAAAACGAAGACUUAAAAUCCUUGCAGGAAAUAAAAUCGGAAAUUUUUCAAGUUUACGAUAUCGACCCAGCAAAAGUAAACGACGACAUAUUCGAUUUGAUUUUUGGCGAAGUCGUCCCAGCUUGCGCGGCCGUUGGGGGCGUGAUUGCCCAAGAAGUUAUAAAAGCCGUUUCGCAGAAAGAAGUCCCGAUUCACAACGUAUUUUUAUUCGACCCCAUCACCUACAACGGCACCGAGGAAUGCGUCGGUGCCUAAUUUCGGUUUGUAUGUGCAUUUUUUAUGAUGAUUAAUA